Messenger RNA from Zingiber officinale, 978 nucleotides. RefSeq lists its product as uncharacterized. Lineage: Eukaryota; Viridiplantae; Streptophyta; Magnoliopsida; Zingiberales; Zingiberaceae. Bases 214 to 834 code for a protein of 206 amino acids. The record is from RefSeq and is a predicted model, not a curated record. The transcript has a single exon.
CUUACAACAGUUCGUUUCCUCUUUCCCGGCCCACGGCAUUCAAUUAUAUCAUCAUCGAUUAUUGCUGCGGUUCUCGCGCUCUUUAAAUUCCCCCCUUCCUCUCCCCCUUUCUCAUUCGGCAAGAAGCGGAGCGAUCUCUCCUCCGCCAAAUUCCAAAUCCUUCUGAACAAAAUCGAUCGAUCGAUCGUACAGUUAGCUUCCCAGCUUGAGUUGAUGGAUCCCUCGUUGGCAUUGGCAAAGCGGCUUUGGCGCAUGAUACGAGCCACCCACUGCGUCCUCCGCAAGGGCUUCGCCAAGCGCAACAAACUGAUGAUCAUGAACCUCCACCUCCUCCUCAAGCGCGGCAAGCUAGCCGGAAAAGCUCUCACCAACUUACUCCUCCACCACGGCCACCAUCCCAGCGCCGACAUCACCGGCAUGUCGCCGGAGGAACUAAACUUCUUCUUCUACGCCCCCGGCGACGUGGAGUUCAGCUGCAGCAACACGCCCUCCCCUGCUUUCUUCCUCUCCGCCGCCAAGCGCCUCACGAGCGGUCGCCGACGCAGACAAGAAGAAUCGUCCCUGGACGUCCACGUGGCGGCGGCCGCGCUGGCGAAGGAGUUCGAGAUUCUGAGCCUGGCGUCGCCGGUGCCGGCGGGGCGGUUCGGGAAGAGCCUGGCGGCGCCGCGGCAACUGAGGAUAACGGACUCGCCGUUUCCAGCUAGGGAGGAGGAAGAGAACGACGGCGGCCGUGUGGAUCGGGAGGCGGAGGCUUUCAUCAGGCGGUUCUACGACCAGCUGCGCCUGCAGCAGAGCGUCCCGGCGACGCCGGAGUUUGACGGCCGCCGCUCUUGAUGUUGAAGGAUUAAGGGUUUAAUUGUUGAUUAAAUUAAAAAAUCAGUCAGGCGCUACUGAAGAGAUGUAUGAAGAACAAUCCAUUUACAUGGAUGGAACGCACAAUGUACGUGAGAAAAUUUUAAUAUGAAUCAUAUUUCAUCA